AUGAAGUGGUCCAAUAUUACCUUGCUCCUACUCGCAUAUGUCAGCUUAGGCCUCGGGGUGGGAGCAGUCCAAAUCCCACUGUUGAAAUUGAAACAGAACGACCAAACAACCUUAUCGUCUGAUGUCACCGUCAACCAUCUGGCUGAGGACACCGAUGCUGGUAUCAUAGAGAGGGUCGAAGAUAAGGAAAUCAAGUGGGAAUGCGAUAUUAGAUCAUGGGUCCGAGCACCUGAUCUUAGACCUUCAUCUGUUAUCCCUGCUGAAACUAGAUUAUCAGCCAACGGGUCUGAUUGUAAAGACAUUGAGAAAUGGGAAGUAGGACUGAGGUUCAAGGAAAGAGCGAUUGUGAAGUUAAAGUCAAAAUCACUCGAUACCAAUGACUUCCCCAAAAAACCUACAUUCCCCAAACUCAAUGAUACCGCAUACCCUAAAUACGAUUUUAAUGAUAUUUACUUUGUAGGUGGGAAUAUGGGUAGAGAUCCGUGGGAUGAGUACAAUCUCCAGAUGAAAGAGUAUAACCUUGCAAUUAAGAAUGAAUCUCUAUGGGAUGUUCAUGGGUCCGAACGUGUCGUAUUUGAUAUUACGCAACAGUUACCUUAUACCCCCAAAGAUGCAACCAAAGUUAAUGAGAUACACGCUUUUGUGGUACAAGUCCCAAAUACCAAUUUCCCACCUGUUGAGAAGCACGGUCGUGGAUUCAUGUCAGGCGGUAACGGAGAUCAUCUUCUCAAUACAGAGACUUUGAUGGAAUAUUAUCACCUCAUUCACCUGUCGAAUGGUACCACCCUGGAUAUCCCAGCAGGUAGAACAGGUUUUAUCCCUCACAUCAAGUCAAGCCCCAAGAAACAUGGUGAUGAUCACUGGUCAACCGAUAUCGAUCUUGACACUAAUAGGAUCCAGACCGGGGAAGAACAAGAUGAUUUGGACCGAAAGUUUGGACGAGGCAGAUACGGUCCGAACGCACCGGAUUGCGAUAAAGGCAAUAUGGCCAAUUUUCACCUUCAAGUCGGAUCGAAUAUCACAGAAAUCAUCCAAGGUCGAAAUAUCACUUUGAAGUUUACACUCACCAGGACGGGCAAUGGAAGUGAAUACCCUGCAUAUCUUCAAGUCGGAGCCGGUACCCAAAGGAAUGUGACCUGGGCAUACAACUUUAUCGAUUCGAAUGACGAGUACGACGCGUUAUUAGGAUCUAAUGGGAUGAAGAAUAGACGGAGAUUUGGUCCACCACUCAACAUGCUUCAACUUCCCAGUAAAAGAGAAUUGGAAAAUAUGAGAGAUAGUAAAUUGCACAGGUCCAUGUCUUACAGUCUUUCCGAUAGUCGAUUCCCACUGGGUUAUGGUCAAUCGAGAUAUGAUAUCGAGAUGAAUGAUGAAGUUGGUAAAGAUGUAUAUCAGUUCCAGUUGGAGGUAACUAUCCCAGACGACCAUUUUCCUUCUUUCGAUAGUACUUUCGAAUCUUAUCGCUCGAUGCUCGAAUUCAGAUUGACGACUAUAUUCCUAUGCGAGCCUUUGGAUCCAUAUACCGCCAAACCCGAGGAUAAUAAAACUGAAGAUGAUGAAUGGACUGAAUAUGACUUACCCUCAAAAGAAUAUAAGAAGAAACUUCGAGUUGGUACUCAUCUUACUCAUACCGGAUCCAUUCCAAUCAAUCUCACCUUGACAACGAGACAUACCAUCGUGAGUGAGGCUGCUCCCGCUCCUACGCAUUAUCUCGAUUCAGACGCUCUUGGACCUGUCAUACUCCUUCCGAGCCAACAACGCUCGCAAGAGCAUAGUAGAUUGGGUGUGACCCAAGAAGAAAGUAAAGAUCAACUUCGCAAGAACCGAUACUCUUCCGCGAGGCAUGAACGAUACAGACCUGGCAAUAUUGGUGGUGGAUUUUUACAUGCUGCCAGACUUUGGCAGAAGAAGGAGAGCAGGGAUGCUUAA
Molecule: messenger RNA, 1929 nt
Organism: Kwoniella botswanensis
Lineage: Eukaryota; Fungi; Basidiomycota; Tremellomycetes; Tremellales; Cryptococcaceae
Exons: 9
Coding region: 1-1929 (642 amino acids)
Source: RefSeq, a predicted model, not a curated record